UUAAGCGGGCGCAACAAGCUGAUCGCUGGACGCUGAUCGCAGGGCUCAUUUGCGCCGACAUUGACUUUGACCAGCACACGCGAAAAAUUGUGAGGUCACGCUUUUUUAACCUUUCUCUCAGGUCCUGACCUGUAUGUCAAUCCAUCCUAAAUCCUCCUGCUGAGAAUCUCAAUCGUUGCAUUGUUGAACGUCAUCGUUAACUCCCUGAUUCCUGAUGUCGAAAAUGAAUGAAUUUGUGCGACUUGAAAAGCUGGGAGAAGGGACAUACGGUGUUGUGUACAAAGCUCGCAACAUCAAAACGGAUGAGAUCGUGGCGAUGAAGAAAAUCCGUGCUGAGGAGGAAGAAGGCAUUCCUGCCACUGCCAUCCGCGAGAUUUCUUUGCUGAAGGAACUUGCCCAUCCCAACGUUGUCUCGCUGCAUGAUGUUCUCAUGGAAGAAUCCAAGUUGUACCUUGUGUUUGAGCACAUGAGCAUGGACCUGCGCAAGUACAUGGACUCUCUGGGCAAAUCAACGAUGCCUGCAGAAACAAUCAAGUCUUUCCUUUACCAGAUUACCCUGGCAAUUCUCUUCUGCCACAAGCGCAGAGUUCUCCACCGUGAUUUGAAGCCUCAGAACCUGCUUGUCAACGAGACUGGACGUAUCAUUAAAAUUGCAGACUUUGGACUUGGCCGUGCCUUUGGAGUUCCUGUCCGAGCUUAUACUCAUGAGGUGGUCACCCUUUGGUACCGUGCUCCUGAAAUCCUGCUCGGCUCAAGCCGUUACUCCUGUCCUGUGGACAUAUGGUCCAUUGCCUGCAUCUUUGCCGAAAUGGCCAACAAGAAGCCCCUUUUCCAGGGUGACUCUGAGAUUGACCAACUUUUCCGCAUUUUCCGCAUCCUGAAGACACCCAACGAAGACAUUUGGCCUGGCGUAGGCGAACUUCCUGACUACAAACCUAGUUUCCCUCAGUGGAACCAAAACACGUUGGGAAAGCAUGUGCCUACUAUAAAUGCCCAUGGCCUGGAUCUGUUGCAGAAAAUGCUCAUCUACAACCCUGUUGAGCGAUUGUCUGCCAAAGAUGCAGUCACCCACCCCUUCUUCAACGACUUGGACAAGGGCAGCUUGCCUGCGGUUGCAGACUAAAAACUUACCAUUACCAUCUUAUUCCACAACAUUGCAUUUAUUAAUUAUUUAUAACAUUCAGCUACUAGGCUAAGCUGCCUGAUAUAUUCUUCUAGUUUCGCUUUUUUUUCUAAUGCGCCUUCAUUUUUUAUUUCCCUGAUAGAUGUUUAAAAUGUCAAUUGUGAUGUGCUUGUAAGCACAAAGUUCUUCUGCUAUACUAACAUGAGAGUAUUAAAGUACAAUAAGUGAUGAUGUACAAAAUGACAAAGGAAAACAGCGUAUAAUUUCUAGAUGAUUUAAAUUUUAACCUGAAGCAU
Neocloeon triangulifer is the source of this 1419-nucleotide messenger RNA. RefSeq names its product cyclin-dependent kinase 1-like. Gene Ontology annotation, molecular function: ATP binding; RNA polymerase II CTD heptapeptide repeat kinase activity; cyclin-dependent protein serine/threonine kinase activity. Gene Ontology annotation, cellular component: nucleus. The transcript has 7 exons. The record is from RefSeq and is a predicted model, not a curated record. Lineage: Eukaryota; Metazoa; Arthropoda; Insecta; Ephemeroptera; Baetidae. Bases 215 to 1123 code for a protein of 302 amino acids. Gene Ontology annotation, biological process: mitotic G2 DNA damage checkpoint signaling; G2/M transition of mitotic cell cycle; protein phosphorylation.